AUGUUUCCGUUUUCUCAAGGGAGCAAGGUAGAAGACCUGACGGACCGUCUGGCGAAGCACGAACGGGAAAGUAUCGAUUCCCUUGCUGAAGCAGCUGGUGUAGAGGCAAAGCUCAUGCUGUCACCCAUGAGAGCUGAGGGUCAGGAGGGCCUUUCGAAGUUGCUCGCGUCUCAAGAAGUCAUCAACGCCAAGGACAAGGAAAUUAUCAGUUUGAAGGCAGAGGUCAAGGCUCUCGGCGAAUCGAAGGCUGAGUUGAGAGCAUUGGUUGCGGAAGCUAAGAAAGCGGUUGCAGAGAAAGACCGCGAGCUCAGAGCUAGGGAUUCAAAUAUCUUGUUUGAGCAAAAAGUCGAGGACCUGAAUUCGCAGGUCGAUUCUGCAGAGGCAUCGUUGAAAGUAACAAGAGAGUGGCUCGCACUGGCUGAAUCCGAGGCUCGUGAGCGUAAAGAGGAAAGCGACAUUCUGAAGACAAAGGUCGAGAGCCUUGAAGUCGCUUGGACCAAAUGGGAGGGCCUGAAUUCUAAGUUACAAACACAGAUUCACGAGCUUAGCACAAAAGAAGGCCUGGCUGUACGGACGACCCAACUGGUUCAAGCUGAGAUCAAGCGGGUCACAGCGGAAGCCAAGAAGGCCAGUUUCGCCAAGCGAAUCAAGUGGUUGGAUGAGCAAGAUGCGGCGAUAGUGGCAGGAAAUGACAUCAACAACGCACUCCAAAAUAAAUUGGAUGAGCAGACGGCUGCUUUAUCGCUAGUGAAGGACCAGAGCACUGCGAAUGAGGCAGGCGUUCAAGAGAUUGUUCACAACCUUAGGACGGAACUCGCUGUUGUCCAUGAGCAGAAACUCGCGCUUGAGCGUGAGACCGCCAACCUCAAAGCCUCAUUCAAUCAACUUACUCGGGAAUCCGCUGCCUCACUGGCAUCUGCUCAAGUGGACUUUGAGAAAAGGAUGAACCAGCAGGAGAAGGCUAACGAGCACCUUGUCUCGGCGCAGGAGAAACGCACUGUUGCCGCUGAGAAGGUGGCCACUCUGGCGGAGAAUGACGCUAAAGAAGCAAGAGUGGCGAGGGAGGAGCUUGCUGACCGACUUACAGAAGGACCUGGUGAAUCACAUUAUUCUUCAAGUGCAAACAUUAUCAAACAUUAUCCUUCAAACGCAAACGAGGACCUCGUCGCUCAGGAGAACGAGCUUCGAAGAGUUAGUGUUACCUGUGAACGCCUCGCAACUGGCCUCCAUAGUAGAAUUCAGUCUUUGGACGCAGCACUGGUGCAGAUGCUCCAAGAGAGGGCCAAGAGUGCUGGGCCUGACGCGAAGACUUUGUUGAAUUUCCGGAUUCCCAAACAACUUGAACAGGAAGAAAUGAUCAAACCACCAUCACCCAUCUCAAAACCUCAGCCCAGGGCAACUAAUCAAAAGAAGAAGAGCUUCAAGGCCCUUGAGGACGCCAAUUCGGACUAUGAGUACGACAACAGGGACAACGAUCUGAACGACUUGUCCGAUCUGGAGCUUUCGUCACCAACAGGGAGGUCCAUGAGAAAGCGGGGGUCGUUCUAUAUCACCGCCACCUACUGUGACCGUCGAGGAGCCUGUGGGGACAAAACGAAGCUUGGUAUGCACGUUCCUCUGCUCCGAUAUUCCCCCGCUGUUUUUCAACCCCAUUUUUCUGGGAGUUCAGAAUCCGGCUGUCGUUACGACGCCUAUCAUCCCGUCCCCGCAGGAAGAAGUUUCGGUUUCGACUUCCCCAGUAAAGUCCCUGAUGGGCCUGCCAAGACUUGUCAGAAGAAGUGCAAGUGGCUGGUUCGUUCUCAUUAUCAAUGUCCUGUUGUUCGAUCGUUUUGCGUUGCUUGGGACUCUGUUUUCCUAAUCCGACUGGUUUUUCCCUGUAUGCUCUGGCAUCUCUCUCGGGUUUUGCUCUUAGGCAAUUGUAAAUAUCUCCUCCUUGGCUAA
Messenger RNA from Laccaria bicolor S238N-H82, 1941 nucleotides. RefSeq lists its product as uncharacterized. Lineage: Eukaryota; Fungi; Basidiomycota; Agaricomycetes; Agaricales; Hydnangiaceae. The transcript is spliced from 14 exons. The record is from RefSeq and is a predicted model, not a curated record. The coding region runs from base 1 to 1941 and encodes 646 amino acids.